This is a messenger RNA of Effrenium voratum, 1143 nucleotides long. NCBI's taxonomy places the organism in Eukaryota, Dinophyceae, Suessiales, Symbiodiniaceae. The record is from the annotation of a GenBank genome assembly.
AUGCAGUUUAUCGAUUUGGCAGCGCAGCGCACACGUUUGGGCUCGGCGCUGGACGAGGCCGUCAGCACGGCGGUGCAUGGCGGCGCCUACAUUCUUGGGCCGCAGGUCGCCGAGUUCGAAAAACGGUUCGCCGACUAUCUGGGCGUCAAGCAUGUGAUCGGCUGCGCCAGUGGCACGGACGCGCUGCAGAUCCCGCUGAUGGCGUGGGGUGUGGGUCCCGGCGACGCGGUGUUCGUGCCCUCCUUCACCUUCGCGUCGACCGCCGAAGUGGUAGCGCUUCUGGGCGCCGAGCCUGUCUUCGUCGACAUCGAUCCGGAAACCUACCUGAUGGAUGUUCGGUCGCUGGAAAGCGCGAUCGCGAUGAUCGAGGCCGAAGGCCGGCUGACGCCGCGCGCGGUCAUUCCGGUCGAUUUGUUCGGCAUGGUGGCCGAUUAUGACGCGAUCAUGCCGGUUGCGCGGGCGCACGGGCUCAAGGUGAUUUCCGAUGCCGCCCAGGCGGCGGGCGCCAAGAAGGAUGGCGCGUUCUGCGGCGCCUUCGGCGAUGUGGCGACCACCAGCUUUUAUCCGGCCAAGCCGCUGGGCUGUUACGGCGAUGGCGGCGCGGUGAUGACCGACGAUGACGAUCUGGCCGAGGUGAUGCGGUCGGUCGCCUUCCACGGCAAGGGCGAAAACCAGUACGACAAUGUGCGGAUCGGCCUGACCUCGCGGCUGGACACGAUCCAGGCGGCGAUCCUGAACCUCAAACUGGACAUUCUCGAAGACGAGAUGGAAGCGCGCCAGCGCGUGGCGCAGCGCUAUCAUGAUGGGCUGAAGGAUGUGGUGAAGACCGCGCGCAAUCCCGACGGCAUGCGCUCGGCCUGGGCGCAAUAUGCCAUCGAGAGCAGCGAGCGCGAUGCGCUUAAGGCGCAUCUGGGCUCGAAGGACAUUCCGUCGGUCGUCUAUUACGUCAAGCCGCUGCAUCAGCAGGCCGCCUAUGACCGUUUUCCGGUUGCGCCGGGCGGGCUGCCGGUCACCGAAGCCAAGCCCGCUACGAUCCUGUGCCUGCCGAUGCACCCUUAUCUGAGCGAAGCCGAUCAGGACCGCGUGAUUGCCGAAAUCCGCGCCUUUGCCGGCCGCGACGCGUUGCCGGUGGCGGCCGAGUAG